Molecule: messenger RNA, 597 nt
Organism: Brassicogethes aeneus
Lineage: Eukaryota; Metazoa; Arthropoda; Insecta; Coleoptera; Nitidulidae
Source: the annotation of a GenBank genome assembly
CCGACUGUUACGAGUGCUAAAAAGUUCGAGAAAAUUUUGCGGCCUUAAAAACUAAAGGAAAAUAUCAAGAUGGCUAGUAUUAAUAAAGCAUUGUUUGUUAUUGGUUUGCUAGUUUUGGUGUUUGUUCGGUUUAAUCAAGGAGGCAUCAUCAAGAGGGAGCUAAAUUUAACUUCAAAAUUGGAGGAAUGUUCUUCUCAAACACCCUGUGGAUGGGCAGUUUACAACAGCUCCACAAGGAAGAUUAUAUAUUAUAUGAAAAACACGUGUCAAUGCGGGAACGAACUGAAAUGCCUACGCGACAAUGAAGACGUGUCAAUAUCAUCAUACGCAUACUACUGCAGAAAAAAUUCAUAAUACUUCACCUCCCCUUACCCCCUCCAGCGCUCCUUAAUAUUAGUUCCUAGUAAAAUUAUUCCACUAAUAAAUAUAUCGACUGAUUUACUUAUAUGUAAAAAAUUGGAAUUUACAAGUAGGCUAAAAUUAUUUAUAAAAUCCAUUUUAUUUUAUAAUAUUUAAUUGUAGUGUUAGUAUCAUCUUAGUACUUACCUCUUUUCGCCAUUUUUACUUAACAAAUUAUUUAUACCUCAACUCACAGGC